Messenger RNA from Penicillium bovifimosum, 837 nucleotides. Its product is annotated as DUF1445 domain protein. Gene Ontology annotation, biological process: glutamate metabolic process. Lineage: Eukaryota; Fungi; Ascomycota; Eurotiomycetes; Eurotiales; Aspergillaceae. The record is from RefSeq and is a predicted model, not a curated record. The transcript is spliced from 2 exons. Gene Ontology annotation, molecular function: D-glutamate cyclase activity. Bases 1 to 837 code for a protein of 278 amino acids.
AUGGGGAGUAUUGUAACUACCGCUCAAGAGGCACGACUGCUCUGUCGGCACAACCAACUCACCAACACCGCAGGGAGGGCUCCUGGAUACUUACAAGCCAACCUCCUAGUGCUUCCUGCACGAUAUGCCUCCGAUUUCCAUAACCUAUGUCUUCGCAAUCCAGUGCCAUGUCCGCUGCUAGGAAUGACCGCAGUCCCAGGCAACCCAAGUGCGAUUCGACCUGCGAAGUGUAUUCGGUCAAAGGACUUUGAUAUUCGAACGGAUUUCCCCAAAUAUCGAGUAUACUCGGAGGGAAAAUAUGUCGAGAGUCGUCGAGACUUGUUGGACGUGUGGACAAAUGAUCAUGUUGGCUUUUUGAUCGGAUGUUCGUUCUCGUUCGAGGAUGCCCUAAUAGCAGCGGGUUUGCCACCGCGUCACCAGAAGACGCACACGAUAGUUGCCAUGUAUCGAUCUACCAUUCCCUUGCUCCCCGCGGGCAUAUUCACGGGAGGAUGUUGUAUUGUAUCAAUGCGACCGUAUCGCCCAGAGCAGAUCGAGAGAGUGAGACAAAUCACACGCGCGUAUAUUUCGACACACGGAGAACCUGUCGCCUGGGGAUGGGAGGGUGCAAAGCAACUGGGAAUCGACGAUGUGGAAAAGCCGGACUUUGGAGAGCCACAGCAGUUUGAGGAAGGCGAAGUCCCUGUUUUCUGGGCCUGUGGAGUAACACCACAGUUAGCCGUGGAAGCUGCAGGUAAAAAGAUCGACGGGCUGGUCUUCUCUCAUGAGCCAGGGCAUAUGCUAGUCACCGACUGGACAGCAGAAGAUCUACAGAAGCUUCAGCCUGAAAGUGUUUAG